Molecule: messenger RNA, 722 nt
Organism: Telopea speciosissima
Lineage: Eukaryota; Viridiplantae; Streptophyta; Magnoliopsida; Proteales; Proteaceae
Product: high mobility group B protein 14
Exons: 6
Coding region: 63-497 (144 amino acids)
Source: RefSeq, a predicted model, not a curated record
GCUGCGGCCGAAUCUUCCGAAAGACCUUCGACGGCCAGAGACAGAGAAGUAGAGUGUGAGAAAUGGUGAAGAAAACCACCGAGUCGAAGGAAGGAGCUUCUGCUGAAAGCACCAAAGAGGCCUCUGAGAAGUCAAUAAUCUUGAAACCAAAGGUAUCGGCGAAGACGAAGAGGGCGGCGAAACCCAAAGCCAAGCCAAAGAAGAAAACAAAGAAAGAGGACGCCAAUAAGCCCAGAAAGCCCCCAACUGCUUUCUUCUACUUCUUGGAAGAUUUUCGUAAGGAAUUCCAAGAGAAGAAUCCGGAUGUGAAGUCGAUGCGUGAUAUUGGCAAGGCAUGCGGAGAGAAGUGGAAAACAAUGACCUAUGAGGAGAAGGUUCAAUACUAUGACACAGCCACAGAGAAAAGAGCCGAGUUUGAGGAGGCCAUGCAGGAGUACAUCAAGAGGAAGGAAAGAGGUGAGGAUCAAGAAAGUGAAAGUGAGGAUUCGGAUUAUUGAAGCAUGAUGGUUUGAUAGGUGGAAGGUGAUCAAAGUAGGAUCAGAAGUUACUGACAGAGGUGUAUAUUUAGUUCAUAGGACAGAAAUGCUUCUCAUCGCAUUGAAGUUAUGCUCUUCUGUAACAUUGUCAUUGUAUAUUAUUGCUCAUAUAUUAGAAUUAGGGUGAGCAAAAUUCAUUUAUUUGGACUUACCAUAAUUGAAAAGCUAUCACCACGGAUCGCUUUA